Messenger RNA from Chanos chanos (milkfish), 2958 nucleotides. RefSeq names its product antigen WC1.1-like. Gene Ontology annotation, cellular component: membrane. The record is from RefSeq and is a predicted model, not a curated record. The transcript is spliced from 16 exons. NCBI's taxonomy places the organism in Eukaryota, Metazoa, Chordata, Actinopteri, Gonorynchiformes, Chanidae.
AUGAUUUCUUUGUCUGCCAUGUUCCCUGAGCCUGCAUCCUUGUGGGGUCAGGAGGCCAAAAGUGACCCCUAUGCUGGCAAGAAUGGCAGUGUGAGAGGCCAAGUAGAAUCCAAGCAACACCACCAAGGCCAUCCUGAUGACUCUGGGCAAUUCUGCUGUUUGAUGAUUUGUGGUCGUUUCUCUAAUAAGGUCAUCACAGCUGAGCUGGACUGUGGGGAGGCUGUAGCAGUAUUGCAUAAUGCUCAUUUUGGAGAGGGAUCAGGACCAAUCUGGAUGGAUAAUGUGGCCUGCAGUGGAUCAGAGUCUACACUGAAGAACUGUACAUCAGCAGGAUGGGGCAAACAUAACUGUCUUCAUUCUGAAGAUGCUGGAGUCAUCUGCUCAGGUCAUGUGACCAGACUAGUUGAUGGAUUUAACUUGUGUUCUGGGAGACUAGAGCUUCUACGUGGAAACCAGUGGGGCACGGUGUGUGAUGCUGCCUUUGACCAGCAAGAUGCAGAGGUUGUGUGUCGAGAGCUGGGCUGUGGGGCUCCUGGAGAAAUUCUGGGAGCAGCAGGUUUUGGCAGAGGGGAGGGCCAUGUGUUGUCAGAUGAGUUUCAGUGUGGAGGAAAUGAAUCUGAGAUUUUCCUUUGUCCAAAACUACCUUCACAAAAACAAAACUGUUCUCACGAUAAUGAUGUGGGACUUACAUGCACAGUUUACACAGAGUUCAAACUGGUUGGAGGCCCUGACUCCUGUGCUGGUCGUGUUGAGCUGCGGUACCUGAAUGAGUGGGGCACAGUGUGUGAUGUAUCAUGGAACAAGAGAGCUGCCAGUGUCCUCUGUAGACAGCUGAAUUGUGGGAGUGCUCUGGGUGUCGUGGCGUUGGACCGUUUUGGAGAGGGGAGUGGCCACAUUUGGUCUGAUGUGUUUGACUGCCAGGGGAAUGAGACCCACCUGUCAGAAUGUGUCAUCUCCUCAUGGAGUCGAGCUUCAUGUUCUCAUGAACAGGAUGUUGGAGUCAUCUGCUCUGAUUCCUCAAAGUCUCUUCAGGAUAGAAUGCUGCGGACCAUUGGAGAGAGAGAAUGUGAGGGAGAAGUUGAGCUUUAUUACCGUCAGGCCUGGAGGAGAGUUCUGUUGAACUCUUUUGGUUUCCCUGAAGCCUCAGUGGACUGCAGACAGUUGGGUUGUGGCUCUGCUGUAAAGUUCUGGACCUCCUCUCCAUCCAGCAUCAAAGGCACUGAACUGUGUCUGAAAGAUUUUUCAUGCACUGGGAAUGAACCUCAUGUAUAUCAAUGCAGAAGCAGUGGUGGAUCAGACUGCAGUCACAGUGAAUAUGUGUCAGUCAUCUGCUCUGGUGAGACACUCUAGUGAUCUAAAAUGAUAGAUCUAAUAUCGUCCCUCAGGCUGGUGGGUUCUGGGAGUGACUGUGCAGGGAGACUGGAGAUUUUUCACAAAGACUCAUGGGGAACAGUGUGUGAUGAUUCCUGGGAUAUUGAGGAUGCCCAGGUUGUGUGCAGACAGCUCCAGUGUGGAGAGCCCCUGAGUGCCCCAGUUCCAGCCUGGUUUGGUCCUGGAACUGGACCCAUAUGGCUGGAUGAGGUGGAGUGCCUGGGGAAUGAGACGUCCCUGUUGAGUUGUUCUUCAAAGAGAUGGGGACAACAUGACUGUGGACACAGUGAAGAUGUGGGAGUGGUGUGUUCAGAGUUUAAAGAGGUCAGACUUACUGAAGGCUGCUCAGGGAACCUGGAGGUAUUUUAUAAUGGGACCUGGGGUAAUGUCUGCAUGAACCAGAUGGACUCAGACACAGCCUCUUUAAUCUGCCAAGAGCUGAACUGUGGAAAGAGUGGCAGUGUUGACUGGGCCAGACCAAGAGUGGCUUCAGCUCCAAACUGGCUUGAUUUAAUGAAAUGCAGACCACAUGACGUCACUCUGUGGCAGUGUCCAUCUUCACCCUGGGGUCAGAAUGAAUGCACUGAUGUGGAAGUGGCUCAAAUUACCUGUUCAAAAGAAAAAAGUUCCAACCCACGAAGUCAUUUGACAUGUUCAGCAUCUACAGCCCAGAGGCCAUGUUCAGACCGUCUACCCCUCAGACUGAUGGGGGGAGAGGGCCAGUGCUCUGGGAGGCUGGAGGUUUAUCAUAACGGUACCUGGGGCUCAGUCUGUGAUGAUCUGUGGGACAUGAGGGAUGCUCAGGUGGUGUGCAGGCAGCUGGGCUGUGGUCAGGCCCUGAGGGCUGAUGGGAGUGUUGUCUCUGGUCAUGGAGAGGACACUGUGUGGCUGAGUAGAGUGGAGUGCAGAGGCAGUGAGUUCCAGCUGUGGGACUGCUCUCUCUCCCUGAAGAACCACACUGACUGUUCCAAAGAGAGACACGCCCAGGUCACCUGUACAGUUGUUACCAUACGGACCAUGACCUCAAAGACUCUGUCUCCAGUACCACGUCAUUCUGCUCCCUUGGCGGUUUUCCUGGUUCUGGGAACACUGCUCCUACUGCUGGUGGUGCUUCUGGUUGUGAUGUUUUACCAGAAUAGAGCAAUGAGGAGAGCCCUUUCCAAGAGGAAACACAUGACUGUGUCUGAAGUGGUCUAUGAGGAGAUUCAUGACAGAUUCAUGACUAAAAGAACCAGCAACACUGUUCAGAGGGGGGGAAAUGAGGAGGAGGUUACACCAGAGGACGAGGUUACACCAGAGGAUUAUGAUGAUGUUGAGUCUGUUGGAGAUGUUCAGCAAAAUGUUCAGAAUAUGUCCACAUACGUGUCCAACUGUCACCUUAAACAUGCCCUGGACAGAACUGAGUUCACCUGCUUUCCCAUUAAACCCACUCUACUGCAGAACCUCUCCAUACAGACAAACAACCCCUCCCACAACACCAAGAACCUCAGAUUUGUUCCUGACAAACUUUUUUGGGUAAAUCACGGCUACAACAAAAACUUGCUGUUUUCUCCCCAACAUCGGGAAGAUCUGGCCAUUACUGAUUAA